AAUAAACAGUAUAACAAUCUCCUUCCUGUGUAAUCCAUUUGGUCUGAUUAUGUGGUUGUCAACAAUUGCCGUGUUGGUGUGUGCAUCACUAUCUAAUGCACUUUCCUGCAAUUUGUCUUCGGAUCUGCUUAAAGAAAUUCGUUCUUACCAAGGAACAGUUGACCAGAUCAUAAAUGCAACUACACAAGGACUAUUCAAGGGCAAAACCUACGAUGAACUGGCGUAUUUUGUUGAUAAGUUUGGAGCCAGACAAGCAGGAAGCCAGGUAUUGGAAGAUUCAAUAGAUUAUUUACUGGAUCUGAUGCAAUCGACAGGAUAUGACCUAGAUAAUGUUCAUGGAGAAAAUGUUACCAUUCCGCAUUGGAUUAGGGGAACUCAAACAUGUGAGAUGCUGUCGCCAAGAAAAGCUAACAUUCCAGUACUAACCCUCGGUGGUUCUGUGUCUACCUUAGCCAAUGGAUUCGAGGCAGAGGCCAUAGUUGUAAAAGACUUCGACGAAUUGGACAGAGUUUCUGACAAAGUAAAAGGCAAGAUUGUGGUGUACAACAACGAAUAUAUUACAUAUGGGGUAUCUGUAGCUUACAGGAGUAAAGGACCAAGUAAGGCAGCUAAGUAUGGAGCAAUAGCGACCUUGAUAAGGUCUGUAACACCGUUUUCCUUAAAUACACUCCAUACUGGUCAAACUGCAUACGAAGACUCCAUACCAAAGAUAGCAGCAGCUUCAAUAACAAGAGAACAUGCUAACAUGUUCCAAAGAAUGCAGGAUCGUGGUGACAAAAUAGUAUUAAAACUCAACAUCCAAACCCAAAAUUUGGAUCCAGUUACAUCAAGAAACGUCGUUGCAGAAAUUAAGGGAUCAAGAGAUCCUGAAAAAGUAGUUCUAGUAUCUGGCCAUAUUGACAGUUGGGACGUAGGUGUAGGAGCUAUGGACGAUGGAGGGGGUGCUUUUAUUUCUUGGUAUGCUUUGCGCGUACUUAAAGCUCUUGGUUUAAAACCAAAAAGGACUCUAAGAUCUGUGCUUUGGACAGCUGAAGAACCGGGAUUGAUUGGUGUCCAAGCCUAUGGCCAAGCCCACAAAGACGAAUUGGACAAACAUAUUUUUGUAAUGGAAUCUGAUGAAGGAGUUUUUACACCUUUGGGUAUAGAAUAUGUUGCUGGUGAUGAGGGAGGUUGUAUUCUGGAGGAAAUACUAAAAUUGCUGACUCCAAUAGACGCAACACAGGCCAAAUUAGUCGAGUUCGCAGGAUCUGAUAUUACAAUCUGGAGGAACAUUUUACCAACUGCAAAUUUGCUGAGUCGGAAUGAAAAUUACUUUUGGUAUCAUCACUCUGAGGCCGACACCAUGGACGUUUUAGAUACCGCAGCCUUAGAUAAGGCCACAGCAUUAUGGGCUUCCGUAGCAUACAUACUUGCUGAUCUGAACAAAGAUUUCCCAAGACAAGUACCAAAAUUAAAUAUAGUGUUGCCAUCAGUACUGCACGUUUAGAUUUAGUUUAAUUUAUUUGUAUUAUUUGUAUAUCAUUCAUCAUCAUCAUCAAUGGCGUUACAACUCUUCGUGAGUCUUUGUCGCGUUUAAUAUUGUCUUCCAUGUUUGUCUGUCCUGUAUAUCAUUAACCCCCUAUUAAAAAAUAUUACCUCACUCUUGAGACUUUUUUUAUUCAGUCAUUCAUGUUGAGUCUGCCAAAUGCCUCAAAAAAUAUGGGCCUGCAAGUAAACGAGGAGAAAACUAAGAUGAUGGCAUCAACACCCAACAAUAGAGCCACAAACAUCGGUCACCAAUUCACGGUUGAUAACUCUACCUUUGAAGUGGUGGACCAAUUCACAUACUGAGGCUCCUUGAUCACCAAGGAGAACGUCAUUAUUGCGUUUAUUAAAUGGAUGAACAUCCAUUUAUUAAUAUAUUAUAAUACUUUCAUUAUGUAUACCAUAAUAUCACUUUAAUGAUAUUACGAACACUGUUCACUGAGUCAACGAACUCUAUUCAGUGAAACAACAACGUCGUUAAUUGACCGACGAAGACUAUUCGUUAUGUCAACAAGAGUGUUAUUUCUCCUAACGUAUACUGCUUCAUGCAUCCAAUAAAUUUCGUUUAUUUCUACAGUUCUUUCCGUUUAUUCUUACAAUUAAUUCUGUUCAUUCCAACAAUAAAUACGGUUAUUCUGACAAGCAACAAAAAUACUAAUUAGUUUUCCCAGGAUUCGAAAAAAAUGAAUACGAUAAUAGAUACACGAAAACUUCCUUCCAGUAUGGACUACAUUUGAAAACGAAAUGAAAUUAUUCGGCACUUCGGCAGAGGUAACAUCAUUGUUUAACAAAGAAUUCUUUUUUAAACAAUGGUAACACAGAGAAACUCGGGGUAUCACGGUAAGGAAAAGCCGUUACAUUUCAAAUGGUCAAGCAAAACAUUUAUUGUUUCAACAACUGCGUUUAUUGUUACCAUGAACGCAUUGAUUGUGGUUAUUAAACGAAGUUAGUAGAUUGAUUAUUGCAUUCGUUGUCAUAACAAUCAGUUUACAUCUAUGGAAUAAUCAAAUAUUACUCUAUAUUAACAUUUAUACAUUGUUUUGAUGAAAUAUGUACGUUGUCACGAUAAACCAAGGUAAUUGCUUAUCAUCUACGAAAUCAAGAAAGUGUUUUACUGCCAGAAUUACUAUUUUUUAUUAAAUAUACGAAACUAACUUAUUGGCUGAAUAAAUUGAGUGUUAUUGAAUAAUGUAGUCUAGUUAUUUUCACAAUUAUUAUUCAAUCAUUGUGACAAUAACCAAAUACAUUCAUCAAUGUCUAAAAGUUCGUUGAAACAAAAAAUUAAUUGUUGUUACAACGAAAUACUAUUCAAUAAUCACUGUUAAUCAAUAUUUACUAACUAAAUUUUUUUGAGUGUAACCUCUAUAUUUACAAAACGCCCUCUCCCGAAAAUUUUCCGAAAUAGAAAAGUUGUCUGACUCGACAUGAAUAACUGAAUAAAUAAAGUCCCAUGAGGGAGGUAAUAAUUUUUUUAGUAGUAGACCCAAGGACUAUCUGUUUUAAAAACAUCAUCUUGCGGUGGUAAAUUUACUUUUUUUGAAGAUUUACUUUUUGAUAUACAUAUAGUAUGUGUAGUUCAUAUGAUUCAUGUUAAAUCAAACGAAGCUACACCAAAAAAGAGUUCUUUUUAGACGAUCCUUCUGUAUCUAUAGUCCAGUCAAUGACCAUUUUCCCGCAUAAUUUUCUGAGCCUGCACCGAUUUACUUUUUGAGUAAUUCGCAAAAACCCCUUUGAAAAAUGUUUUUUUUUUAAUAAAAAAUUUACCUUUUCGCAAUGACAAAAGUUGCUUAAAAUUAGUUAAUAUGCAUAUUCAUUCCCGGUAUUAUUUUUAAUAAAAAAAUUGGACAUCUUGGAUAUUAGUGCACCCUAUGUACAGCACAGCUGAAUCUUAUGUUUGUGCGUCACAGUGUUGCCAUGCCAUUUCUUUCAUAAUUUCAAUCAAUGUUAAAUGUCACUACAAGAAUAAUAGAAUAAGAACGUUUACUUCUCCGUCAUUAUACUAGGUAGAAUGACAAAUAGGUGUCAAAUGAAAGCUUAUAUUCCAAGGAUAGUACUAAAGGUGAGAAAUUAGACCUAGAUUGUCUGUCCCUUAAAAAAUAAGUGUUAUAUUGGGGAUUUCUAAUGUCGACAUUAAAAGUUGCACUAUUUUUUUUUCUAUAAAACAUUUUGAUCUAAAACUUACCAGAAAACUUCUUUGUACUCAUUACUUUCAAAUAAACGUGAUUAAGAAGCUAAAUUUUAAACUUCGUCGCACAACUUUUGCGAUUAAACUUUGCAACGCACAAAUCCGCACCUUUUUCUUUGAAAAAUUCAUAACCUUUAUCAUGAUAAGAAUAAAAACUUGAAGCAGGUACCUUUGUCUUCAGAAAUGUUAGAGCUAUAUACUGUAAGAAUUUCAGAAAAAAAUAUUAAAAUGGAACAGAGUUGUAGCGAGGUAAACGCAAAAAACGUGAUUUCAUUUUUUUUUAUUUUUAGGUUAAAAUUGCAAUUUUGACAAUGUUCCCCCACAUAAAAUUCAAAAUAAACCUCAUUUUCGUUUUCAGCACCCUCGAAAAUAUAAAGUAUGAAUAAAAUUAGCCAUUCACCCCUCCGUGGUCAGUAUCUCGAAAACUAAGUGCUUUUUUGAGGGUGUCCCGCUCGUGUAUAAUAUCACAAAAAAUUGUAACGUGAUAGUAUGAAAAAAUAGAGGAUACGGCAAGAUACGGCAACGGUGUUACAAGUGAUGGGUCGGAUUCAAUGCCAAAAUCUACACAGACAUAUGAGGGUGCACUAAUAGCCAAAAUGUCCAAAAAUUUACCCCCCCCCCGUUAACCCUUAAACGCCCAACCUUUUUUAGGUUCCAUGUACGCCCAAGGGUGGGUAAAAAAUGUCCACCUCGAAAAUAGCUAAUAUAUUUAUUGAGAGUUGUUGAAAAUGGACUAAACUUACGGAUCUUAUGCUUAAUAAACACAGCAUCUUGUAAAAUAUUAAUAUAAAUAAUUUACAAACCUUACAACAAAAUUUACAAUGUACAUCAAAAUUAACAUACCAGUAAAAGCCAGUAAUUCAAAUUUGUCGAUUUUCUCCACAUUCUUCCUUUCAGCCUCCUCAUUGGCGGAUAAUUAUGUCGAUUAUGUAAUUAUACGUCUAUAAUUAUAUGGAUUAUGUUCCUACCAACGAGAAAUUAUAUAGAAACCUUUAGUAACAAGUUUUACCAAGGGUGUACUUUUUAUGCCCACCCUUAUUUAACUCAAGUUAUUACUUUUAUUUUCAAAAAUAUCGGUAGAAACAAUUUAACAUUCGAUAAAAGGCUGUCUUUUUAACAAUAAAUAAUUUUUGGAAAAUUUUUAAACACGUAAUAAAUAUGUUACAAGGGAAUACGCAUUAGGUGGACAUUUUUUACCCACCCUUGGGCGUUUAAGGGUUAAGGGGUGGUGGCCCAGGGUAAAAGCACCUUAAGGCAUAGCGCAAAAGUUGAAGUAGAGAGUAAGUAGAACUCGCAGCCUUUUAGUACACACGGCUCAGGAAAUUAUCCAGUUACGCUAUAUUUUACCUUCAUUGACUUCACUAACAUAUUUAUUAAAUGAAUUUAGAUUGUAUUACCUUUUAUACAGAAUUAUAAUGUACUAAAUCCCAUUGAUAGUCCUGUCGCCAGGGGGGUUACAACGGCCUCCUGUAUUCAGAUGAAUUUACCCAAGUUUUUUUUAUGUAUUUUGACCUGUAGAACACGAAUUUUUUGGGUAACAGUUGAUCCGCAUGUCGAUAAGAUUGUUAUAAACCAAGAAGUUGAGGAAUCACAUAACAGCGAUUUCUCGCAAAACAAAACAUUUUUUUUUGUAUUUUUUGGGCCAUUCUAACCAAAAAAUGUUCCUAUAAUUUUUUUCGUAGGAUGCAUAGUUUUCGAGAUAAACGCGGUUGAACUUUCAAAAAAUCGAAAAAUUGCAAUUUUUGAACCCGAAUAACUUUUGAUUAAAAAAUAAAAUAGCAAUUCUGCUUACCGCAUUUGAAAGUUCAAGUCAAAUUAUAUCGGUUUUAAUUAUUUGUAUUGCUAAAAAUUUAUUAUUUUAUUGUUAAAAAAGCUAUAAACACCUAGUGCUUGAGUGAUGUUUUCAAUGAUUUCUCAUUUAAAAUUGAACGAGUAGGUAGAAGAGGUAAAAGUGCAAGCGGGGCUAUUUCUAAGUAGCAUGCAUUAAAACGCAUGUAUUAGGCACGGGAAACACUAUGUGUUUAUAGCUUUUUUUAACAAUCAAAAAAUAAAUUUUUAGCAAUGCAAAUAUUCAAAACAGAUAUAAUUUGACUCAAACUUUUAAAGGCGGUAAGCAGAAUUGCUAUUUUAUUUUUUAUUCAAAGGUUAUUCGGGUUCAAAAAUUGCAAUUUUUCGAUUUUUUGAAAGUUCAACCGCAUUUAUCUCGAAAACUAUGCAUCCUACGAAAAAACUUGUAUUAACAUUUUUUGGUUAGAAUGACCCAAAAAAUACAAAAAAAUGUUUUGUUUUGCGAGAAAUCGCUGUUAUGUAAUUCCUCAACUUCUUUGUUUAUAACAAUCUUAUCGACAUCCGGAUCAACUGUUACCCAAAAAAUUCGUGUUCUACGGGCCAAAAUACAUAAAAAAAACUUGAGUAAGUCCAUCUGAAUUAAGAAGGCCGUUGUAACCCCCCUGGCGACAGGACUAUGAAUUAUUUAGUGUUUUAUACGUUUUUUACUAAAAUUUUCCUAUUUUAAUCAGAUUAACACGAUUAAUAGAUUUUUUAUACUAUUAUGUAGGUAUCUGAAAAAAAAAACAGACCACUUCACUUAGUAUUUAAUGUAAAUCUUAGUGUAAAAAAUAUUAUAAUGUAGGUAAUCUUAGAUUUUAAAUGUUAUUUGUAGUUUUAGCCCAGUUACUUAAAAACAAUGAUUUAAUACAUACCUAUUUAAUAAUAAAAUAUACAAAACAUCCA
This is a messenger RNA of Diabrotica virgifera virgifera (western corn rootworm), 6442 nucleotides long. RefSeq names its product carboxypeptidase Q. The record is from RefSeq and is a predicted model, not a curated record. Gene Ontology annotation, biological process: proteolysis; peptide catabolic process. The transcript has 6 exons. Lineage: Eukaryota; Metazoa; Arthropoda; Insecta; Coleoptera; Chrysomelidae. The coding region runs from base 50 to 1486 and encodes 478 amino acids. Gene Ontology annotation, molecular function: metallodipeptidase activity.